AUGAGCGGAAUCAAAUCCAAACUCUUUGAUACAGCUAACGACCUAACCUCUAAAUUUGACCGGGGCCAAAAUUUACUUCCCCGUCCGACGGAAGGCGUGAUCAGACAAAUCUCGUCUCGAAAAUGCCGCCGGGGCCGACUGGGACCAGGCCAAAACAAUUCAAUAAUAACGAUUUGGUCCUUUCUUUUCCUUCCAGCCUUCCCCUCCUGCAAGGAUCCCACCGGCUCGAAAGGCCGCUGCGUUCCGGUCCGCAACUGCGACGCCAUCCACAGUGUGUUCCUGAACGAACGCAUCACACUGGAUCGCAAAAUGGCCGACUUUGUGCGGGCUAGCAGCUGCCCGUCGGACGCCCGGGACGGCCACUCGAUCUGUUGCGCCGCGGUGAAACCGGCCAAAAUGGUGGACUUUAUCGCCCACUCGAAGGCCGCCCGGUUGGGCUUAAAGCACUGCGGAACGGUUCGGUUGGCGGACAACAUCCUGCUCGGGAGUGCGACCGGCCUGGGGCAGUUUCCGUGGAUGGCCAAUUUGAUGUACAAGCGGAAGGGGGCGCUCAAAAGCUUGUGCAGUGGAUCGUUGAUCCAUCCGAGGUACGUGUUGACGGCGGCCCACUGUAUGAAAGGCAACACGCGGCCGGUAGCGGUCCGAUUGGGCGAGUACGACCUGUCCAGUGAUCCGGACUGCGUCGAGGGACGGUGUGCGGCCAAGGUGAAGGAAUACCCGAUCGAGAAGCUCAUCCCGAACAACAACUUCAACGGAUUCGACGCGGACUACGACAUUGCGUUGAUCCGACUUGCUCGAAAAGUCGUCCUAGUAGAGGGAGAAGUCUUUCCGGUUUGUCUCCCGUUGACCGAAAGCCUGAUGAUGCUGAAACCAAACCGACUGACGGUUACUGGCUGGGGUCAGACGGAGGACCAGCGGGCUUCAAACGUCCUGCUGGAGGCGGAUCUGCAAGUGGUGCCGCGGACUGACCUGUGUCAAGGCGAGUCGACGUUUUGUGCGCGAGGACGAGACAUGGCCGGCCAUUGUCGGGGGGACUCGGGUGGUCCGUACCAGACGGUGGUUCCGGUGGGGGACGGUUCCCACAGGUUCGUUCAGUUUGGAGUGGUUUCCGGUGGGCCGGCCGAGUGUAGUGUAAAUGAGAAGAGGCCCGGUGUGGGUGUGAUGGUCAGCUAUCACAUCAACUGGAUACUGGACAAUUUCAUUAUGAAGUCUUUAGUGCUGUUUUUUAUCGGAAUCGCCCUUCCACUAUCGACCUGCCAAUUGUAUCAAUAUUACAAGAAACAACCGAGAAAGUGCUACACCUCAAAGGCGACCUGCGUGCCCAUCGAGUUCUGUCCCAAGAUUUUCGAGGCCCUUAAUCGGCACUCGAAAAGCCGGUACCACCAUCGACAGUCGGAACGACCCGUCGAGGUCACGUGCCGCGAGUGCAAGCAGUACGAAGGUCAGCUAAGUGUCUUCUGCGAACCGGGCCAUUCGACCGCCUUGAAGGACUGCGUCAUCGCUGCCUAUCCUAAUGUUACGGGACAGUGCAUUCCCGAGGAGUACUGCCGUCGUCCGGUGGCAAAGAUGCACCGGAAGUGGUCCGGUCAUGGCCAAACUUGCUUCGAGGAAGAUGCGAAAAACCUAUGCAAAUCAGAUGCCCUGACUGGGCAAGGACGCUCAAUCUGUUGCGCGGAUGCUCCGGCACAUACGAGCAACGGCCAACCGAACUGGAUAGAACACCCGAAAGCGGCCAGACUGGGCUUGCAAACCUGUGGAUCGGUGGCCAUGGAGGAUAACAUUUUCCGGGGUACAAAAGCCGCGAUCGGCCAGUAUCCGUGGAUGGUGAACCUGCUCUACUGGAAAUGGGGACAGUAUCACCUUAAAGGAGCUGGCACGUUGAUCCAUCCCCGGUACGUUCUGACAGCGGCGCAUGCAGUCAUUGGGAAUCUGAAAAAAGUCAGAUUGGGAGAAUAUGAUCUUGCUUCUACCCUCGACUGUGAUGACGGAGUUUGUGCCCAAUCAGCCAUAGACUAUCCAAUUCAUAAAAGAAUGAUCCACGAGCUCUUCCGCAAGACAUCGGACUACGAUAUCGCCCUGUUGGAGUUGUACCGGGAUGUCAAUCUCUUCCCGCAGCAAAUCUACCCAAUCUGUCUGCCUCUGACCAAGAGUCUGCUGAUGUUGCAGCCCCGCCAGAUGACCGUGACCGGUUGGGGUUGGUCGGACCGGAACACCAGCGUGCUUCUAGAGGCCGACAUGCAGGUCGUGGAUCGCGUUAAACGUGACUGCCCGGGUGAACCCACGUUCUGCGCCCGAGGCAAGAACUGGAGUGGCCACUGUCGGGGCGAUUCUGGAGGUCCGUACCAGACAAUUGUACCCAUCGAACCGGCUGGGCCCCGGUACGUGCAGUUUGGAAUUAUCUCGGCCGGAAGUGGACAAUGUACCGGAACGAAAAAGGCACCGGGAGUUGGCGUAUCGGUUGCCGCGCAAGUGAACGAAGUUGGUCGAUUUUGGACGUUGUUGAGGUUGAUACGCGCGAGAGUGGUUGUGAAGUUUUUUCGAGUGAAGUACCGAAGAUCCGCGAUACAGAUCCGUGCUUUCAGGAUGUUGAGGACCUUGUGCUUAGUUGUGGUGAUUUUGAGCGGCGGCGGCGGUGCCAGGGCUUUCCUGUUGACGGAGUACCUCGUUGGCGGUUGGAAGACAAACGUUGGUGAAUUUCCGCACAUGGCAGCGCUGGGACGAACCCAGCCGAUCGGCGGGAAUGACUCCGGGAUUGAGUGGUUUUGCGGGGGAACGCUGAUCUCGGAUCGGUUCGUGCUAACGGCGGCGCACUGCGCCAACAGCCAGAUGUCGGAUCCUCCAACGCUGGUCCGACUCGGCGAAUACGACCUGAGCACCGAGGACGACAGCGACCAUCGGGAUGUGGCCGUGUCCGGGAUCGUGCACCAUCCGCGGUAUAAUCGCGUCCAAGCGUACAACGAUAUCGCGGUGGUCAAGUUGGCCGAACCGGUUCAGUUUAGUCGAUUCAUUCGACCGGCCUGCCUGUGGCAGCUGGAGACACUUCCGGUGGAGGCAAACGGACUGCUGACCGCCAUCGGAUGGGGCCAGCUGGGACAAUAUGGUGACCAACCGUCGGAACUGCACAAGGUGGAUCUUCCGGUGGUCCCGAACGACGCGUGUAACCGGCUAAUGUCCACGCCCCGAUCCCGCCGCCUAAAGUAUGGCGUCCUCCCGUCCCAGAUUUGCGCCGGUGACCUGGCCGGGGGCAAGGACACCUGCGAGGGCGAUUCCGGUGGACCGUUGUUCCUAAAGUCCAGCGAUCCCAACUGCAACUACGACGUCGUGGGCAUCACCAGCAUCGGGGGCAUCUGCGGAACGGCCCGAAAGCCCGGUGUGUACACCCGGGUGUCGUACUAUAUGAACUGGAUCGAGUCGAUCGUGUGGCGGAAGCAGUGAGGGGAAGACGCCAGGCUGGAUUGCCCUGAAGAACUGAAAACGCUCUCGAAAUCAUACAAGACUGAUGAUUGUGUACUUAAAUGGAAGCACCCUCUGGUGGUCACUUUUUGCUUAAAUUAUGACAUGUUUAAUGUUUUUUAUAUUUUAAAAUAUAAG
This is a messenger RNA of Culex pipiens pallens (northern house mosquito), 3591 nucleotides long. RefSeq lists its product as uncharacterized. Gene Ontology annotation, molecular function: serine-type endopeptidase activity. NCBI's taxonomy places the organism in Eukaryota, Metazoa, Arthropoda, Insecta, Diptera, Culicidae. Bases 1 to 3435 code for a protein of 1144 amino acids. The transcript is spliced from 7 exons. The record is from RefSeq and is a predicted model, not a curated record. Gene Ontology annotation, biological process: proteolysis.